GAGUUGAAUCAGCAUGUAGCUGACACUCUCCGUAGAAAGAAACACAUCUGGUGUAAAAAAAAAGAUGGGAAAAGCAACAGCAGUGACGCUGCUUCUUCUGCUCUCAUGCAUCGGCGGGACUUUUGGGCAGUCCUGUGAGGUCAAAUGCGGGCAAAUGUCCGACUCGUGCUCCUGUCACCCAACGUGCACCUCUCUGGGGAGCUGCUGCGCGGACUAUAAGGAAUUCUGCGUGGAAACAUUCCCGCACUCUGGCUCCAUUUUGGGUGGGGUGGAUUUACUUGUCCUUAAUGCGAAGUUUGACAAAGGAUCCCCACUUGUGUGCAGGUUCAAUGGUGACACCGACACUGUGGGCUACGUGGAUGACAGCGGGCGGGGUCACUGCAUCGCCCCGCUCUUGUACCAAACUGGAUGGGUUAGCUUGCACGUCUCCUCCGAUAACGGCACGGCGUUCAGUCGAGCUGGAGCCUGGCUGUCAGUGCACACGGGCAAGUUAGACGCCAAAUUCAAGGCCACGCUGGUCAACUCAACAAAGUGGCAGUACUAUGGCACGCCUCAUGUUGGGGGCUCCCUGGAGAUGGCGUGGGACACGUCACUGGUCCGAGCAGACCGAGUCAACAUUGAGCUGUGGGGUUAUAGAGAGACAGGGAAGCCCUAUUCAGAGGAGUGGCAGGCAGAAUGGAAGUAUCUGUACUCUCUUGCCAAAGAUCAACCCAACAAUGGCGCCUUCAGCUUCGUGCCACAGCCAGCUCUUCUCUUCUCCAGCUGGGAGCUCGGUGCAGUCCGCGUCAGCUCCAGCGUCCACUCUGACGGCAUUUGGAAUGUGCAAGCUGCAUGGACCGAGGACCACGCCCUGGCCUGGCAUCUGGAGGAAAGGUUCAGGGAGGACUCUCAGGCCUGGGCCCUGGAAAAAUGUUUGGCGUGGGACAAGCUGGAAAACGAGCUGCCAAACUUCCUCAACGAGAUCAUCGACUGCCCCUGCACGCUGGCUCAGGCCCGAGCCGACACAGGAAGGUUCCAUACUGAUUACGGCUGCGAUAUAGAGAAAGGAAGUGUGUGCACUUACCACCCGGGUAGUGUUCACUGCGUGAGAGCCAUACAAGCCAGUCCCAAGUAUGCAGCCGGGCAGCAGUGUUGCUACGACAGCAGUGGCGCUCAGGUGCUGACGGCAGACUCCAUCGGCGGCAGCACGCCAGACCGAGCCCACGAUUGGGGUUCGCCUCCUUACAGGAAGCCCCCAAAGGUCCCUGGACAGUCCCACUGGGUCUACGACGUCCUCAGCUUCUACUACUGCUGCCUGUGGUCCGACAACUGCCACUAUUACUUCAAACACCGGCCCUCCAGCGACUGUCGGCGCUACCAACCUCCCAACUCUGGUAUUUAUUUCACUAUCAUCCACUCGCUGUGUCAGAUCAACACUAACCACGAGAUGCGUCUCAUAGCCGUGGUGUUUGGAGAUCCACACUUCAUAACUUUCGACGGAUUGCGCUACUCCUUCAAUGGCAAAGGCGAGUACAGAUUGUUGACGUCGGCCGGGAAAGGACUGGCAGUCCAAGGCAGAACAGAGCCGGUCAACGGGACGGCCAUCAACGCGACAAAACUGUCGUCCGUCGCCAUGAAAGAGGCGUCCUCCGAUGUCAUCGAGGUGCGACUGUCACCUGGUCACAGUCGCCUCCAGGUGCUGCAAAAUCAGAAAAGUCUUUCGUUCAACGAGCAGAGCUGGAUGGACCUCAAUGGGGUGUUUGUGUUUUCUCCUGUGGCUACAAACGUGACCGUCAUGUUCCCCAGCGGCGCCGGCGUGGAGGUGCGGCUCAGAGAGGGAACUCUCGCCGCUUCCGUGCUCCUGCCCGAAGAAUUCCGAAACUCCACGGAGGGAUUGUUGGGAAACAUGAACGGCGACGCCACGGACGACCUCGUUGUCGACAACGGUCAGCUGCUGGCAAACUACAAUGACCCACAAGAGGUGUUUGACUUCGGGGCCAGCUGGGCUGUGUCCAACACAUCCGCCUUGUUUACGUAUGACUCCAAGUACCUUUUGGACACCUAUUACCAUUCCCCCAGGCACGACCACCAUUUUGUUCCUGUGUUUGUCGUCCCCGAGCGUCCCGACGAUCCUCUCUACAACGUGGCCUCUGACAUUUGCUCUGGAGAUGGUUCUCAGUUCUGUCGGUAUGACAUUCUGGUUGGUCGUGAUCCAAAAAUGGGAAAUGCCUCCAAAACAUCUUUCCUGAGUCACAUUUCUCUGGUGGAGGACUUAAAGCCAGUUAUUUCUUGCGGCUGGCUCGCACCGCCACUUAACGGCAGAAAGGAAGGCACUACCUAUUUGCGAGGGGCUAAAGUGCGGCUUUCCUGCGAUGACGGCUACACGCUGGAAGGAUCGUCCGAGCGCACCUGCCGGGGGGACGGACGUUGGUCGGGAGGGGACACCAGCUGCACACCAUCAAGUAAUAUUGCCGGCAUUGUCGCUGGUUCAGUCAUUGGUGCCUUGACACUGAUUGUAAUCAUAACAACACUCGUCCUCCACUCCCGGAAAAAGAAAAGGAGACAGUCAAUAGACACAUUUACAAAUGCUGACCUCUAACCAGGAUUUUCUCUCCGUGCUAUCAACUAUGUCAACAAUAUUUGCUAAAACUCAUAUUACAGCUUCCCUGCAGUAUUAACACUCCAGUUUUGUCAAUGCCACAUUAAAAAAAUGGCCCUUGUGGAUUACAAUUCACUAUUACAGAUUACACUUAUUUUAUCAGUAUAUCGUCCUCAAACAGAUAUGAAAAGUAAUAGCAUGUUAUAUAAAUUUAAAGGGGAACUGCACUUUUUUGGGGAAUGCUGCCUAUCGUUCACAAUCAUUAUUAAGGACAUGACGACGGAUGGAUUUUAUUUUUAUGCGUUCUAACUUUUAAAUAAAUGUAAAUAAAAGUCUUCUUACAAUAGAGACAAUGGGAUGUCCUGUCUUCCGCCCAUAAAACCCAAAUAAAUGAGUCAAUAAAAAUUGUCUCUUAAAGAAAAACUGCACUUUUGGGGGAAUUUUGCCUAUCGUUCACAAUCAUUAUGAAAGACAUGACGGAUGAUUUUUUUUUUUAAUGCAUUCUAACUCGUAAAUAAAAGUUGGCUUACAGUGGAGCCAAUUAACUCCUCUAUUUUGUCCACGAAAUCCAAUAAAUACCCAUCCAAAAACCACCAACAAUACCCCAUUUACCGUAUUUUUCGGACUAUAAGUCGCAGUUUUUUUCAUAGUUUGGCCGGGGGUGCGACUUAUACUCAGGAGCGACUUAUGUGUGAAAUUAUUAACACAUUACCCUAAAAUAUCAAAUAAUAUUAUUUAGCUCAUUCACAUAAGAGACUAGACGUAUAAGAUUUAAUUAGAUUUAGCGACUAGGAGUGAGAGAUUGUUUGGUAAACGUAUAGCAUGUUCUAUAUGUUAUAGUUAUUUGAAUGACUCUUACCAUAAUAUGUUACGUUAACAUACCAGUUGGUUAUUUAUGCCUCAUAUAACGUACACUUAUUCAGCCUGUUGUUCACUAUUCUUUAUUUAUUUUAAAUUGCCUUUCAAAUGUCUAUUCUUGGUGUUGGCUUUUAUCAAAUACAUUUCCCCCAAAAAUGCGACUUAUACUUCAGUGCGACUUAUAUAUGUUUUUUUCCUUCUUUAUUAUGCAUUUUCGGCCGGUGCGACUUAAACUCCGAAAAAUACAGUACAUUUCGUUACUUGAAUAUUAACCACGUAUUAGUGAUAUUGUUAUUAUAAGCGCUAAUGCAGACCAACUAUUUAUAGCGGCAAUGUGAUCACCAGUUUAUGCUGCUAUGUUUACAACAUCGAAU
Nerophis lumbriciformis (worm pipefish) is the source of this 3810-nucleotide messenger RNA. It is a transcript of the gene susd2, whose product is annotated as sushi domain containing 2. NCBI's taxonomy places the organism in Eukaryota, Metazoa, Chordata, Actinopteri, Syngnathiformes, Syngnathidae. The record is from RefSeq and is a predicted model, not a curated record.